AUGAUCAAUAUUCAACUAGAGGAUUUGCAGAAAAAUUUCUUGAGUUGUACUUUGUGGAAUCAAUAUGCUGAUCAAUUGACAGAAUAUUUAUCUAAUCAUCCAAAUUGUCAAGUUUUUAUUGCCAUCCAGUAUGCAAAAAUCAAGACUUUUCAUGGUGUUGUUGGAAUAUCGAGUUCCCUAUUUGUGACUGGACUCCAUAUAAAUUCUGAAAUUGCAGAGAUAAAUGAUUUUAAAAAGAGAUUUGGGAGUGAAGGAAAGACUUCUUCAGAAAUGGUGGAACAAAUAAGUAGUCACAUCUCUCAGAAAAAUGAAAACGAGUUCCUGAAAAAACCGGAGAGGAAACAUGUUGAUGAGAUUCUUGAAAUGCAGGAGGUUUGCAACUGUGUGACAUUAGCCACAAUCGACUCUAUUGAGCUUGAGAAUGGUUGGUUCUACCUUGCAUGUAAGAAAGACUACAAGAAAGUUCAAGAUCAAAAAAUUGAUGAGCUAACGAAGUUUUGGUGCGAAAAGUGCAAUAAUUAUGUAGAUCCUGUUCCAAGGUUCAAACUUCAAGUAAGGGUGAUGGAUGAAUUAGGAAGUGCUUCGUUUGUUAUUUUUGAUCGCGAGGUGGUACAAAUCUUAGGAAAGUCUGCAUUACAUAUAAGAGAAUGCCAAAUUAAGGAUGGCAAUAAGGAUGACAAUGACGAUUCAGUGCCUAAAGAUUUAAAAGAACUACUGGACCGGAAGUUUUUAUUUAAAGUUAAAGUUACAGAUUAUAACCUUAAGCAAAGCUGCCCAUUAUUCACAGUAACAAAGAUGUCUGAUGAUGUAGACCUUAUAAAGACAUUCCAAGAUGUAGAGGGUCCUAAGGAGGUUAUGGAGCAUGAAGAACAACUAGAUGUGACUUCAAAACCUGUCAACCAUUUCAAGGAUACUAACACAGAGAAGAAUGUACUCAACAAUGACAAUGAGAAUAUGGAUGACAAUUGUGAGGAACUUUGUAUCACUACAAACCAUAAAAGAAGCUUUGAAGAGUUGGGGUGCACAAGCUCGGAAGGGCAUAUUACAACAUCUGAGUUUUCUACUAAUAAAACUCAGCGAAAGAUUGUCGUCAAAAAAGAGAAGGACUAAAGUUACUGCUGGAACAAUUAAGAGUAUUUAUUUUCAUUUGUAGUAUUAUUAUUCUGCUGUUUUUUUAGGUUUAAAGCUUUUUAUGUAUAAAAGUUUAAUUAUAAAAGUUUUGAUUUUUAUGUAUAUCGUUCACAAA
Molecule: messenger RNA, 1246 nt
Organism: Spinacia oleracea (spinach)
Lineage: Eukaryota; Viridiplantae; Streptophyta; Magnoliopsida; Caryophyllales; Amaranthaceae
Product: replication protein A 70 kDa DNA-binding subunit C-like
Exons: 8
Coding region: 1-1110 (369 amino acids)
Source: RefSeq, a predicted model, not a curated record